AUGCAACCGACUAUGCAACAGACAAUGGCUGGUAAUGCCUCCCAGUCUUUGAGCUAUAAGGUUUUGAGUGAAUUCCUCGAUUUCUCAGAUGAGGAGCAGAAACUCUGGUGGCACAGUUGCGCGCCGAUGUUUGCAGAGAUGCUGCAAAUGGCGGGAUAUGACCUGCACGAUCAAUAUAGAUUCUUGGGAAUGUGGAAGAAGGCCGUCAUUCCCUUUCUGGGGCCUUAUCACACCAACAGUCGUGAUCGGUGGCUGAGCAUCCUCACUCGGUAUGGAACGCCAUUCGAGCUGAGUUUGAAUUGUUCUCAUGAACUAGUACGAUACACAUUCGAACCUAUCAAUGCGGCCACUGGAACAGCAUCAGACCCAUAUAAUACGCAUGCAAUCUGGGAGAGUCUUGCAAAAUUGUUACCUCUCCAGAAAGACAUUGAUCCCCAGUGCCUUGAGCAUUAUAAGGGCGACCUCACUCUCAAUAAAGACGAAUCGGAAUUCUUGUCCAAAAACGGCCUUGUUGGAGGUGCAAUCAAAACCCAGAAUAAACUGGCACUCGAUCUAAAGCCAGGCGGCCAAUUUGUUUUGAAAGUGUAUAUUUAUCCUGAGCUAAAGUCUAUUGCAACGGGCCGAUCUAUUGAGUCACUUAUGUUUGAGUCUGUUCGUCGCCAAUCACGGCUUUUCCCAAGUCUCCUCAAGCCCCUCUCUGUGCUAGAAGAAUAUGUUCAAUCUCGAGGAAGUAAUAGUACAGCCACCGCGCGGCUGCUCUCCUGUGAUCUCGUCAGCGCGGAGAAGUCUCGAACCAAGCUUUAUUUGCUCGAACGUAUGGUUUCUCUUGAAGCAAUGGAGGAUCUUUGGACACUCGGGGGUCGUCGCCAGGAUGCUAACGCUAUGGCCGGGUUGCGCCUGAUUCGCGAACUGUGGGAUCUUCUUCAUUUCCCAUCCGGAAAACUUGCUUACCCAGAGGAAUAUUUGCCCCUUGGAACCCGCCCUGACGAACAGCUCCCCCUUAUGGCAAAUUACACUUUGCACCCCGAUGAAGAUAUGCCAGAGCCGCAGGUCUAUUUCACAACGUUUGGCAUGAAUGAUAUGAAAGUAACCGAUGCUUUAAUCGAGUUUUUCCAAAGACAGGGAUGGGACAGAAUGGCAGAGACUUACAAAGACAGUCUCAUUUCAUACUAUCCGCAUGAGAACCACGAGGAUGUAAACUAUAUUCAUGCGUAUAUUUCAUUCUCUUACCGGAAGCAGAAGCCCUACCUGAGCGUCUACCUUCAGUCAUUUGAAACGGGAGAUUGGCCACUGUUGCAAAUGCCCAUCCCCGUAAACAACGGCAAGCCCAUCUGCUUGGAGCAGCCGAUUACACCCCUCGAGGUUGAUUCAAAGCUGGCGAGUGGUUACCAGGUGCCUGUAGCAGAGGUGCGGAAUUAG
This is a messenger RNA of Penicillium macrosclerotiorum, 1419 nucleotides long. Its product is annotated as Dimethylallyl tryptophan synthase. Gene Ontology annotation, biological process: alkaloid metabolic process. The coding region runs from base 1 to 1419 and encodes 472 amino acids. The record is from RefSeq and is a predicted model, not a curated record. NCBI's taxonomy places the organism in Eukaryota, Fungi, Ascomycota, Eurotiomycetes, Eurotiales, Aspergillaceae. The transcript is spliced from 3 exons. Gene Ontology annotation, molecular function: transferase activity, transferring alkyl or aryl (other than methyl) groups.